AUGGAGGAUGAUACCAAGAUUGAUGAAUCUGGUGAUGAUAAAAUACAAACUAUUGAUAAACAUCAGAUAAAAGAUCUGAUGGGAGAAGAAGAAGAAGAAGAAGCUGAUGAUGAAGAAGAUAUGGAUUUUUCACCUGAUGCUAGUUAUAGUUCAGUCAAUGAAUCAUGUGAAUCAAGUUUUGAAAUGGAUAAAGUCAGUAAAAAGACAAAGUCUAAGACUAAAUCCAGUGUUAAAAGAGAUGUAGAGGCAAGUAAUGUAGAUGAUGAUGAUGACGAUGAUGAUGAUAGUGAUUCAGAUGUUCUACACAUACAUUCUGAUGAAUCUGAAGAAGAAAUGGUUUGUGAAAAUGAUAAGGUAGUAGGUGAAGAUGAUGGUUUAGAAGAAAAACUAACAGAGGAUGCCUCAAAAAAUCACCUGACGGCUAAUAAUGUUAAAAAUAUCUUGCGUCAUGUAAUUACUAGUAAAGAAGUAGUUGAUAUGGUUAAAAAUACAAUAGCAACUGAAGAUAUAGAGAACACAUCAGACCAAACAAAACACCUAGUUGAAGCUACUUAUGAACCUAAAAUGACCAGGUCUAAAAUGAAAGAAGUGAUGGAAAAGGGAAAGAUUCCCCAAGUGUGGCCCUUGUCACCAUUGAAGACUGGUAGUAAAAAUAAACCAAGUUUUCUAGAAUUAGAAUUUACUGAUGAUGAAGAUGAUGAAUAUAAUCCAGACAGAGAUCCAGUACGAGAGAGUGAUGAUGAAUCUACUAGUUUUCUCUCAUCACAAGCUAGUGAUUUUGGUUCUCCUUGUCCUCGAACACCAUCUACACCAGCUAGCCAUCCUAGACCAUCUACUUCUAAAAAGCAGUUUUUUGUCAGUCCUGCUGUACCUGUGAAUAAAUCAGUAAAAACAGAUUUGGCAAAAGCCUUUGAUAAUGUUGCUGAAACAGAUGAAGAGUUUCUUCUAAGAGAGAUUAACAGUGCUUAUGAUACAGUAGCUAGAAGAACCAGAUCUAAAUUACCUCUAACAUCUACAUCUCUAAUAGAAUUAGAAUCUACAUUGAUUGAAGUAGCUCCUGAUAUAACAGAAGAUAUGUAUGAUACUAAUCUAGGACAAGAUGAAGAAUGGCAAGAAUUUCUUAGUUCAUUAUAUACUGGUACUGUUACUAAAAUAGAUGUAGCACCACAAGAAUCACAGGAAGUAGGUGAUGAUGAAACUAAUGAUCCAGAAUAUGAUUAUCUGGGAGAAGCUGAACAUGAAGAGAAAGAUGAAGAAGAUUAUAAAUAUUGUAGACCCUAUAAAAUACCAAAGAAAGAAAUGUUUGAUCUAUUAGAUCAACUGACAGAGUUUAUGGCAUCAGAUCAAGAAGAUGAAGAGGGAAAGAGAUAUACCAGGGGAGAUUCUACAGAAUCAGAUGAAAAUAAAAAGAAGAAAAAUAAAUCAUACAAACCAUCAACAGAAGGUUUACAGUUUACUUCCAGUCAAUUUUUAAUUUUACAAGAUCAGAUAAGAAGGCAUAUUCAAUUAAGCACUCAGUUUUAUUUUCUGUGUUUGGGAUGUGAUGAUUAUAAACAUAUGACUAAAGUAUGUGUCAAACAUUUGAAUGAAUUUGAUAUGUUUAGAAAGGCAUCAAUGAUGGGUGAGAAAUCUAGUUAUAAUGUCUGUAAUUUAACAGAAUCUCUAGAGUUAAUACAACAAGAUAGAUGUUGGGAUAUUGAUAAAGAAUUAGAAGAUAUACAGUCUAUGUCAUUUGAUGAUACAAUCAGUAAUGUAUCAGAUUCUGAUGAUGGUUUUAAUAAUACUGAUAGUACAUUUAAAAGACAGCAAGCUAAAUGUGAAGCAAUAUUAGAAUCUCAGAAAGAAAUAUUUUGGAAUAAUCAAGUGUUUUUCUAUCCUGAACUUCUGCCUAAACGUAGAUUAAUGAGUCUUAAAGAAGCUAAAGAUUCUCGUGUGUUUUUUACCCCUGGAGAAGACAAAAUGAUAGCAUUGGCUAUGGAUCAAUUUGGAACAACACCAAAACAUUAUAACUUAAUACAUAAAUAUUUAAUGCCAGCUAAAACUGUUAAACAGAUAUCAUUUAGAGUUAAAAAUCUCGCUUCAAAAAGAUCUCAAGACAACCCUGUUAAAUUAUAUAAGAAAAAGAAGAUAUUACCAGAAAAUGCCACAUUAUUUCAUAUAUUCUCAAUAGAUAGUAUGAUACCACCAAAACAACAGAAUAUUGAUUUAUUACCAAAAUGGUGUAAGAAAUAUAAAGAUAGUUUAGAGAAAAAAGGAAAAGGUGUAGAAGAAUGUAAUAAGGUAGAAGUUGAGAAAGUAGAAGAUAUAAAAUUAACAAAGAAGAAAAAUACAAGAUCAUUCAAAACAUCAACAAAGUCAAAGAAAACACCUAAAAAGUCUCCAUAUAAGACCCCAGUGCCUGUUUCACCUAAAGCUUCAAAGACUCAAGCAAUGCCUACAGCUUUGAUUACUUCAGCAGGAUUGUUUGUACCAAUACGUUAUGCUUCUCCCUCUAAAUUACCACCAGAUCUUCAGAGUGCCAUCAUUGAUGGUUCACCAUACCAACUACCAGCACCUAGACCUAAAACAACACCAGAAAAAACAGAUUCUCAUGCUGCUGGUAGUUCCAAUUACUUCAAUACACCAACACCAGACUCUACUAGUCAACCUUCACCAUGUCCGGUUACAGACCACCUUACCAAUACACAUUCAGAUCUACCUGAUUCUACUGACAGUCAGCCAGCACUAGUAUCUGUGAAUCAACCAUCUAGUCAAGCUACAGCUAAAACUGCAGAACUGACAACUGCAAAACCAUCACAAGCUAUUGCAUCUGUUGCCCCAGACUCCACAGGCCAUAGUCUUACUUUUAGUGGAGAUGAGACAAGUGGUAAAGAAGAACAUGGUAUGGCAUCAUGUCCAAUGGAUGAGACUGAAGAUCAACAAACAGAAGAAGAGUCAUGUGCUACACUAAAUAAGCCAGGUGUGAGUGAACAGCAGCAAGAGAAAGACCAGUGUUUGCUGGGAGGUGGAAAGGAAGAUACACCCAAAGAUAUAGUGAAGCAACCUAAACAUGUAGGCUUUGUAGAUCUUCACAGUCAAGCUUCACCUCUUUCAGAUGUACCAGUUCAAGUUUUGGACGAUGAGAAACAUCUUUCAGAUGACAUACCAAGUGAGCAAUAUCAAACAUCAACAGUUGCAUCAUCAGCAAGAACUGACAAUCCAAUAGAUAAAGAUUCAUCAAGAGAAAGCACAGAGAACAAAGAAGAGGGAUGUAUACCAGAAAAACCUGCAUCCAAAACCAUUGUGGCUGUAUCACAGAACAAUCUGUCAGGAAUCUUAGUAACCACUCCUGUUCCCAGUCCAGUCAAUAUGGAGGUCUUUUCAACAGCUUCCAGUGAUAUUGAUACCAUCCAUCAGAAAGAAGCAGCAGACACUGUGACUCCAACUAAAAAUGACAAGACAGACCCCCCAAUUGCAGAUACAUCUGGUUCUUUCUUAUCAACACCAUCAAGUCUAGCUUCAUCUAUAAAUUCCUCCACAAAUACCACACCUAAAACUGCUGUAGAAAUAGUUGCUACUCUUGCUCCAUUUUAUAAUAGUUAUUUGGUAGAUCCUGUAGUGACGCAACAGAGUCAGUUAGAAACAACGCCUAAAAAAUACCGGGAACUUGUACCCAAAUCUGACUUGCCUCAACCUGCUAAUAAACAAUUAUUUUUAAGUCCCAAAAAGAAAACCAGUCCAAAAGUGACAAGAUUAAAAAGAGGAGUGAGAGCAAUUUUACCUAAAGGAUAUGUGCAUGAUGUUAAAAUAUCUCCCACCAAACGAGCUGCAAAUCAAAUCAAACGUAAAGCUGCUAAAAUCUACCAUAAAGGAAAUAGUCCAAAUAAAUUGUUACUACCAAAACCUCCAUCUUUUACAGACUCUUUACAUUACCCUAAUACAAGAUAUCAAAAACAAUUAAAUCUUAACAACAGUGCUGUGAAAUCUAGUCGUGUAACUAAACGUAGAUUGUCUGAAAGUGAGAAAAUGGAGGAAAGUGAUGAACAUCAGAGUGAAGUGGAAGAUGCGUCUGCUAGUCAAGAUGAAAGUCAACCAGAAGAUGAUUUAGAAGAUGUUACUAUUGAUGAUAAUUUAGAAGAACUAAUGGCUGCCAGUACCACCAUAAGAUUUGAUCCACGUAAAUCAUCUCAUCAGAUCCAUGAUAAUAAAACCAAAGCCCAGAGAAGACGUGAAAUGAAUAUAGCUUUAUUAGCUCCAGACAUCUUAGAAUCUGACCCAAAGAGAGAUGAUAGAGAUACUGCAUUCGCUCAGGCUUAUAUGCAUCAAGUUAAAGAAACAUUAUCAGAUGAUAUGGAAACAUAUGAACAGUUUUUAUUAUUAAUGUGUGAAUUUGGUAAAGGAACCCAAUCACCAAUAAAUGUAUUUACCAUUUGCACAAUAAUUAUUUAUCACCAUCAUUGCAGGUAUUUACCAUUUGCACAUACAAUAGUUAUUUAUCAUCAUCAUUAUGGUUAUUUACCAUUUGCACAAUAA
Molecule: messenger RNA, 4512 nt
Organism: Lottia gigantea (owl limpet)
Lineage: Eukaryota; Metazoa; Mollusca; Gastropoda; Lottiidae
Exons: 21
Coding region: 1-4512 (1503 amino acids)
Biological process (GO): regulation of DNA-templated transcription
Cellular component (GO): nucleus
Molecular function (GO): transcription coregulator activity
Source: RefSeq, a predicted model, not a curated record